AUGCAAGAUUCGGACGACGAGAACUACGACUUCGAAUACGAGGAAGAUGAAGAUGACGCAGAGCAGGGCGGUGAUGUGGAUGUGGAGAACAAAUACUACAACGCAAAGCAGAUGAAGGGUGAUGCGCCUGAAGAAGCGAUUGAAGAGUUCCUCGGUGUGCCGGCGCUGGAGCCUGAGAAGGGCAAUUGGGGGUUCAAAGGUCUGAAGCAGGCGAUCAAGCUGGAGUUCAAGUUGGGCCACUACAACAAGGCCGUCGAACACUACACCGAGCUCCUCACCUACGUCAAAUCUGCCGUCACCCGCAACUACUCCGAGAAGUCGAUCAACAACAUGCUGGACUUCAUCGAGAAGAAUGCGGAAGAUGAGGCUGCAAACGAGUGCAUGGAGCACUUCUACUCCAAGACGCUUGAGUCUUUCCAGGCAACCAACAAUGAGCGGUUAUGGCUGGCGACUAACACGAAGCUGGCAAGGCUCUGGCUCGCGCAGAAGGAUUACACUCGUCUGACCGGCAAGGUUCGAGAGCUCCACAAGGCAUGCCAGAGGGAGGAUGGGACGGACGACCCGAGCAAAGGGACGUACUCGAUGGAAGCGUACGCUCUGGAAAUCCAAAUGUAUUCCGAGACCAGGAACAACAAGCGUUUGAAGGGCUUGUACGAGCGUGCGCUCAGUGUUCGUUCGGCGGUGCCGCAUCCCAAGAUCAUGGGCAUCAUUAGAGAGUGUGGAGGGAAGAUGCACAUGAGCGAAGAGAACUGGAAGAGCGCCCAAAGCGACUUCUUCGAAUCAUUCCGCAACUACGAUGAGGCCGGCUCGCUGCAGCGAAUCCAGGUGCUGAAGUACCUUGUGCUCACAACCAUGCUCAUGGGGUCAGACAUCAACCCGUUCGACUCGCAAGAGACCAAGCCCUACAAGAACGACCCGCGCAUUGCCGCAAUGACAGCUCUUGUCGAUGCAUACCAGCGCGACGACAUCAAUCAGUAUGAAACCAUUCUUCAGCAGAACAAGGACCUCCUUGCAGACCCGUUCAUUGCCGAGAACAUCGACGAAGUCACCCGCAACAUGCGUACCAAGGCGGUGGUUAAGCUUGUUGCGCCCUACACUCGCUUCCGGCUCGACUUCAUCGCGAAGCGCCUGCACAUUUCCGUUCCCGAGGUCCAAGAUAUCGUCGGCUUCCUCAUCAUGGACAAGAAGCUGCGUGGCAAGAUCAACCAAGAUGUCGGGACUGUCGAGAUCGAGAGCCGCGCGGACCUGGACCGGAUGCACGCCGUGGCUGACUGGACGACAGCGAUCCGCUCGCUUGCUUCCGUCGUACUGAACGAGUCGGAAGGUUUCAAAUCUGACGACGCGCUGGGAGGCGGGGGUGGGCCGUCGUUUGCUUCUUCCAUGCCUGAGUCCUUCAUGUCGUCUGCGAGAGGACCGGCCGCGGGCACGUCAGGCAAGCGCAAGCCGAACCGGGCGCCAGGAAAGUGA
Saxophila tyrrhenica is the source of this 1467-nucleotide messenger RNA. RefSeq lists its product as uncharacterized. The record is from RefSeq and is a predicted model, not a curated record. NCBI's taxonomy places the organism in Eukaryota, Fungi, Ascomycota, Dothideomycetes, Mycosphaerellales, Extremaceae. Gene Ontology annotation, biological process: protein deneddylation. The transcript is spliced from 5 exons. The coding region runs from base 1 to 1467 and encodes 488 amino acids. Gene Ontology annotation, cellular component: COP9 signalosome.